UGAAAAUUUACGCCGACUUCUAAUUUCGUACCUUUCUUCACACCGGCGUAAAUCCACGCACAAUAUUUAUAAAGAUCGAAGGGAUCCUACAGUGAACUCAAUCAUCUCCACUUCUAGGCUUCUAGCAGCUUUUCCAUGGCCGACAGCGACUCCACAGUCUCCUCCACCAUCGCCGCCGACACAGCAACAGCAACAGCCACGCCGGAGGCCUCGAAGCAGCCGGAGACGAAGAGAUGGGCAGACGUCGCUGAAGAGGUGGAACGAGAAGAAGCUGAAGCUUCGUUGGCCGAGGCUCAGUUGGAUUCCUUAGCCAUCGACGAGUCGAGAACAAGCGAUAACACCCUCACCGAUCCCGACGACUCAAGGAUUCAAGCUGUUACAUCUGGGGAUACUCCAUAUACAUCAGCUAAGAGAUUUGAGGACUUGGAUUUAUCACCUGAGCUGUUGAAGGGGCUGUAUGUUGAGAUGAAGUUUGAGAAACCUAGUAAAAUACAGGCAAUCAGCUUGCCGAUGAUUCUGACUCCUCCCCACAAGAAUUUAAUUGCUCAAGCUCACAAUGGCUCUGGGAAGACAACAUGUUUUGUGCUGGGUAUGUUGAGCCGUGUUGAUCCAAAUAUCAAGGCUCCCCAGGCUCUCUGUAUCUGCCCUACUAGAGAGUUAGCCAUUCAGAAUAUGGAAGUGUUAUUGAAGAUGGGAAAGUUCACUGGGAUAACCUCUGAAUUAGCCAUACCGGCCGACCCUUCAACCUACAUUCCAAUUCAAAAGCGGCCACCUAUUACAGCACAAGUAAUUAUUGGCACACCUGGCACAAUAUGUAAAUGGAUGCAAGCAAGGAAACUCGCCAUGACCCAAAUGAAGAUUCUUGUGUUUGAUGAGGCAGACCACAUGUUGGCAGAGAGUGGUUUUCGAGAUGAUUCAGUGAAGAUAAUGAAGACGAUUGUAAAAGGCAAUUCGAGUUGCCAGGUCCUUCUGUUCUCAGCUACCUUUGAUGAUGCUGUCCGAGCUUUUGUGUCUAAAAUAGUUGAGGAGAUUUUUGUCCGAGACUAUAAUCAGAUGUUUGUCAAAAAGGAAGAACUAUCUUUGGAAUCCGUUAAACAGUAUAAGGUCCAUGUUCCGGAUGAGCUUUCCAAAAUCAUGGUGAUCAAAGACCAGAUACUCGAACUCGGAGAAAAGGUGGGGCAGACAAUUGUAUUUGUUCGGUCCAGGAACAAUGCUGCAAUGUUGCACAAAUCUCUAGUCGAAAUGGGUUACGAGGUCACCACAAUCCAAGGUGCUUUGAAGCAAGAAGAUAGGGAUAGAAUUAUAAAAGAGUUCAGGGAUGGGUUGACUCAUGUUCUAAUUUCUACCGACCUUCUGGCUCGAGGCUUUGACCAGCAACAGGUUAAUUUGGUCGUCAAUUAUGAUCUUCCCGUGAGAUAUGAUAGACCCACUGAACCUGACUACGAAGUUUACCUGCAUAGGGUUGGUAGAGCAGGACGCUUUGGCCGCAAAGGUGCAGUGUUUAACUUGCUUUGUGGCGACCGAGAUGACCUGGUCAUGGGGAAGAUUGAGAAAUACUUCAACACGCAAAUAGCCGAGGUAAGCCAGUGGAAUAGCGCUGAGGAAUUUCGAGUAGCUCUGAACAAUGCUGGUCUACUAUGAGUUUGAUUUUGUUCUUUAUUUGUGUACCGACCACCGUGUGAUACAUUCGGUGUCAGCUUUUAUGUCGUGAACAACCGAUUUCAAAAUCUCCCUACUGGAUAGAUACAGUUCUAUAUAUUUCUGUCUUGGGACUUGAAAUUUAAUAGAACUUCGUCGGUAUUUAUUUAUUUUUUGGUUUGUGGGGAUGAGAUGUGAUUUCUAUUGCUACGAACUGAUAUAUCUGCUGCUUUUGAGUAGUUGAGUGUGUUUUUGAGGUCGAAUGGAGUUUUGCUAUCAGACUUGUCCCAACAUCUCACGAGUGGAUAUUUUAUCAAUUGAGUUGAAUUCAUAUGGCAAUUAGCAAUUGGCCAAUCCAUGAGUAUACAUGAAGUUAUAAAGGUUGUACCUGUGAACGAACCGGAAAGUGGAUGACAUAUAUUAC
Messenger RNA from Striga asiatica, 2062 nucleotides. NCBI's taxonomy places the organism in Eukaryota, Viridiplantae, Streptophyta, Magnoliopsida, Lamiales, Orobanchaceae. The record is from the annotation of a GenBank genome assembly.